CAGUUAUCGUCUUCGAGAAGAUAUAUUUUUCACUGUGAAACCUGAGCCGACGUUCGAAAAUGUUCCAGAGCGCGCUGGCCGGGCAUGCGGGCUGAGGUCCGCGGCGGCGCACCCCCAGUGACGGGUCCGCCGCCCCCGCCGCCGCCGCAUUACUACGCCUCGGCCUCCGCCUCCGCCGCCCACGGCUCGCCCUCCGCCUGCCGCUGCUGUUGCCGCGCCGGCGCCGCCUCCAGGACGGCGGGUAGCGGCCGGCACGCCGCCAGGGGGCGACGCGGUCGCGGGGGCGCAGCGGCCUCCUGGUGCUGCUGCUGCGUCGUCACCGCCGCCCCCACCGCCGCCGCCACCCCCGUCGCCGCCUCCGCUGCCGGUGCUACCUCUGCGCUCACUUCGGCUGCCAUCUGUGUACUGGUGCUGGGCUACACGCUUCUGGGAGCCGUGACGUUCAUGGCCCUGGAGGGCGGGCUGUCGUCGCCGCAGCAGCCGCCGCAGCCGCCGGCGUCGCCGUCCAAGCACGCCGCGGGAGUCGACGACGACAUCCGCUCGCGCACCGUCGAGAAGCUCUGGUCCAUCACCGAGGACCUCAACAUCCUCUACAAGGACAACUGGACGCGCCUCGCCGCGCAGGAGGUGCUCAAGUUCCAGGAUACUCUGGUGCGGAACCUGCGCGGAGGCGGCGUGCUGCGGCCGGGGGGCGGCGGGGGCGGAGCGGCCGGGGGCGGCGCCUACGGCUACGGCUACGGCGGCCACCACCACCGCUGGUCCUUCUCCUCGUCCUUCCUCUACUCGCUCACGCUCAUCACCACCAUCGGGUACGGCAGCGUGUCGCCGCGGACUCCGUGGGGGAAGGUGGUGACGAUCGUGUACGCGCUGGUGGGCAUCCCGCUGAUGCUGGUCUACCUGUCGACCGUGGGCGACGUGCUGGCGCGCAGCUUCCGCCGGCUGUACGGCCGCCUCUGCGGGCUGGGCGGCGGGGGCGGCGGGGGCGCCGCCGGCGUCGGCGUCGGCGUCGACUACCCGCACAAGGCCGUCAACAGCAUCGCCGCCGACGGCAAACUGCUCUACCCGCACCACAGGCACAGCGCGGACAGCGACGACUUCUGCAAGUCGGUGGUGCUGGACUGCGGCGGCGAGGGCAUCGCGGCGGGCGCGUCGCCGCUGGAGGCGCCGCUGCCGCCCCCGCAGCCCGCCCCCGCCCCCGCCGCCCGCGUGCCCGUCUCGCUCUGCCUCUGCAUCGUCGUCGCGUACGUGUGCGCCGGCGCGCUGCUGUUCAACCGGCUGGAGAACUGGACCUUCCUGGAGGGCUCCUUCUUCUGCUUCACCAGCCUGGGCACCAUCGGCUUCGGCGACCUGGUGCCGGGCGGGCUCGACGGCACCGCCCACCAGCAGCUCAGCGUCAUCGCCAGCUCCGCCUACAUCCUCGUCGGCAUGGCGCUCGUCGCCAUGUGCUUCAACCUCGUACAGCCGCACCUGGUGGAGUACUUCGUGCCGCGCAGCGUCAGCGAGUUCAACCUGGCGGGUGUGGUGCCGCCGCCGCCGCAGCACGCAGCCGCCCUCGCCGCCCCCGCGACGCCCACGCCCGCACCACGGCCCUCCUCCGCCGCCUCCGUGCUGCGCGGCUCGUCGACGUCUGCGUCGCGCGGCUGCGAGGCGCGCUCGCGCGAGAAGAUGGUGACAUUCGAAGACGACCCCACCGUCACGCCGGCGCGCAAGGCGCUCGCCCUGGAGGACGUCUUCAUGUGACGCCGCCGGCCCACGUUCGGCGCGGUCCUGCGCAGGCGCAUCCUCUGAUUCCAGCAGGAGUGUGGCUGUAUUUUUGUGUAUACCAAGCAGCAGUGCACAUUAUGCUACUGUGAGGAAUUGUUCCCAAUAGGUGAAUGCCCAUAAUUUAAAACAAAUGAUGAUUCAGACUCUAAGCAUGCAUGUAUUCAACCAUUUCCGACACAUUAAUAUCUCACUAAAUUAUCACUACGCACUCCAAAGUGAAAUGUGAUUUAAACAAGACUCCUGUAACACUGUAUUGUCUCAGGUUCGAUAUGAAAAAUUUAAAACUCCACAUCAUGAGGGGAAAGCUACAGUCUACAUAAAAAAUGAAGAUUUGUUUAUAGGGAUGGUGGGUAUUUCAAGAACAGUGCUAAUUAAUGCCAAGAGCAAAAAUACGUCAUCUUUUAAAUUCUACUGGUGCUGUUACUUUUGUAGUGAAUACUGUAUGUUAUAUUUCUAUUUUGUGUGGUGGUUCAUGUCCACAAAGGUUCCUCAUGUCUAACAGAUCUGGGCCUAAAAGGAGAAUUCACUUGACCUAUGUGUACUAUAAGGAAUUGUUGUGUGGUUUUUGAUAAUUAGUAUGAAAGUGGGUAAUAUGACAAAAAAAGAAAUAAGCAUUAGGUGAAAGACAGUGCACAUAUUUAUCAUUUUAUGGUAAAACAUCUGUCCAGGUACUUAAAUUUUAUGUGCAUAUUGAUUUCACAUGUGAAUGUAUCACUGUCAA
Messenger RNA from Schistocerca gregaria, 2485 nucleotides. RefSeq lists its product as uncharacterized. The record is from RefSeq and is a predicted model, not a curated record. Gene Ontology annotation, cellular component: membrane. Bases 85 to 1740 code for a protein of 551 amino acids. The transcript has 10 exons. Gene Ontology annotation, molecular function: potassium ion leak channel activity. Gene Ontology annotation, biological process: potassium ion transmembrane transport; stabilization of membrane potential. NCBI's taxonomy places the organism in Eukaryota, Metazoa, Arthropoda, Insecta, Orthoptera, Acrididae.